AUGGCACCCAAAGUUCUCGUCGUUCUUACUUCCCACGACACUAUCCCCUCCACCGGUAAACCAACCGGCUGGUUCUUGCCUGAAUUCGCCCACCCCCACCACGUCCUCAAUGGCAAGGUCGACCUCACCAUUGCCUCGCCAAAGGGCGGCGAAGCCCCCUCGACCCGUCCCCAGCAGUCGAAGCUCUGGAAGGAAACCCACAAGCUGGCCGACAUUGUUCCGCGCGCCGGCGAAUUCGACGCCAUCUUCUACGUCGGUGGUCAUGGCCCAAUGUUCGACCUCACAAACGACCAAACCAGCAUCGGCCUCAUCGAAACCUUCGCCAAGGCCAAGAAGCCCAUUUCCGCCGUCUGCCACGCUCCCUGCGUCUUCCUGAACACCAAGGCGCCUUCUGGUGAGGCUCUCAUCUCCGGUAAGACGGUGACUGGUUUUUCGAACGACGAAGAGGACCAGGUGCAGCUGUCUGCCGCUAUGCCGUUUAUGCUGGAGACGGAGCUUGAUAAGAUCUCCGGCGGCAAGUAUGUCAAGGCCGCUGAGCCUUGGGGAGAGAAGGUUUGUGUCGAGACCACAGCCGGCAUUGGAGGACCGCUUAUUACGGGUCAAAACCCUGCUUCUGCGGCUGGGGUUGGUGAGGCAUUGCUCAAGGCUUUGGGGCUUUAA
This is a messenger RNA of Penicillium argentinense, 660 nucleotides long. RefSeq names its product ThiJ/PfpI family protein. Gene Ontology annotation, molecular function: glyoxalase III activity. The record is from RefSeq and is a predicted model, not a curated record. Bases 1 to 660 code for a protein of 219 amino acids. The transcript has 4 exons. Lineage: Eukaryota; Fungi; Ascomycota; Eurotiomycetes; Eurotiales; Aspergillaceae.